AUGUGGUUGUCUACUUCCAGCGUUAUACGCUUGACCGCGGAAAACACUCUGGGGAAGACGACUCUAAGUAAGCCCAAAGUACAAAAAGCUACGUGGUUUUGGAACGAGGAAGUUCAGGCGGCAAUUUGUGAGAAGAAGUCCAAGUAUAAGCUCUGGUGGAGGACACGUCAGCCUGAAGAUUGGGGUGCUCACCUAGCAACGAAGAAGGAGGCUAAGAAGGCAGUCUCCAAGGCGAAGUCGGACAGCUACAAGGCUGUGUACGACAUGCUUGAUACCAGAGAAGGCGAGCGGGUAGUGUAUCGUUUAGUCAGAGCACGUCAUCGCUCAACAUUGGAUAUGGAGCACACCAAGAUCGUUAAGGGAGCUAAUGGAGCCGUUCUGCGCCGCUCUGGUCAGAUCCUGGAGAGGUGGCGAGAGUACUACAAUCACUUGUGUAACGAAGAGUUCUGUCAUCCUCCCAUCCCAACCGUUCCCAGCGUCGAGGGUCUUGUUCUACCAAUUACUGUCGUCGAAGUCAGUGCUGCCCUCGCAAAAAUGAAGUCGAACAAGGCAACCGGUCCCGAUGACAUACCUGUUGAUAUCUGGAAGCUGCUAGGAGAUCGAGGGUCCAUGUGGCUCGCAACUCUAUUUAACAAGAUCGUUGCAGAAGGACGGACUCCAGACGUUUGGCAAACUUCCGUGACCGUGCCUGUCUGGAAAGGGAAAGGAGACAUUGCAGAAUGUACCUCGUACAGGCCCAUACGACUGCUCUGCCAUACGAUGAAGGUUUUUGAGCGCGUCCUGGAAGCUCGUCUGAGGAAAAUUGUUAGCGUUUCACUCAACCAAAGCAUCUAUAGUGCUGCAGUCCUUCACAAAACCAGCGGUUUUGUGAAGGACUGCAGCACUAUAGAUGCUAUCCAUGCUGUCCGAAUCCUCCUGGAGAAACAUCGAGAGAAGAACCGCAGUGUGCAUCUUGCUUUUCUCGAUCUCGAGAAAGCUUUCGACCGUGUUUCACAUGAGCUGUUAUGGAUGUCCAUGAGGUCGCAUAGAGUACCAGAUGAAUAUGUGCGGUGGACGAAGCUACUUUAUGCGAAGCCUACCAGCGCUGUACGAUGUGCUGCUGGAACAAGCAGGCCAUUCCCUGUACAAGUAGGGAUUCAUCAGGGUUCAUCCCUCUCACCUUGUUGUUCAUACUGUGCAUGGAACAUAACGAAGGGAAUCCAGAAGCAGCAUCCGUGGACCCUACUCUUUGCCGACGAUGCCAUGCUCGCGUCGGAGUCUCGAGACGAUCUUCAGAAACAAGUGCAGUCUUGGAAGGAUCAGCUGCAGCAAUAUGGAUUGCGCCUCAACACAUCAAAAACUGAGUACAUGGAGUGCGGACCAAGGAUAGAGGAUGGUUCAAUUCGUGUUGAUGGCACCGAAUUAAACAAGGUGAACUGCUUAAAGUACCUUGGAUCCAAAGUGACUUCCACAGGCGAUCAAGAAGGUCGAGCACGCGUUAAUGCUGCAUGGAUGAAAUGGAAAAUGGCAACAGGGCUACUGUGCGACAAGAAAGUCCCUGUUCGACUGAAGUCGAAGAUCUAUAAGACGGUUGUGCGUCCUGUUGCCCUUUACGGAUGCGAGUGCUGGCCGACAACGAAAGCCUUGGAAAGAGUGCUGCACGCUAUGGAGAUGCGGAUGUUGAGGUGGACGAUAGGUAUAACGCUAAAAGAGAAAGUAUCCAACGACACUGUGCCCCACCUAUCGGUGUCGUCCCGAUAA
Messenger RNA from Necator americanus (New World hookworm), 1740 nucleotides. RefSeq lists its product as uncharacterized. The transcript has a single exon. Bases 1 to 1740 code for a protein of 579 amino acids. The record is from RefSeq and is a predicted model, not a curated record. Lineage: Eukaryota; Metazoa; Nematoda; Chromadorea; Rhabditida; Ancylostomatidae.